CGUUUCGGUCGAGAUGAAUUGAGAAGUUCAUUUCCGCCGCGCCAUUUUGUUAAGUGUGGUAGUAAUAGUAGUUAUCAAGGCUUAGGCCUAAGUUUUAGAAAUUAGCCUUCUGUGUAACAUAGUGCUACACGUUUUAUUAAUUCCAGUCUAAUUUUGCACCAUCUUAUUUUUUCAUUAUAAGCCAUUAGUGUGUAGUCAACCUCCUCCAAUUUGUGGCUAAACUUACAGGAGGAAGCCAUUAUGAACAAUAAACAGAUGUCCACACUACAACAGCAGAGGAAGGUUGUAGAACAGCUACGCCGAGAAGCUUCCAUUCGAAGAGUGAAUGUUUCUGUGGCCAUUGAAGAUUUGAAGAAAUACAUUCAAGAACAUGAAAAUGAUGACUAUCUGCUUGUGGGCUUCCACUCUCAAAAAGCCAACCCUUUCAGAGAAAAGAGUUCCUGUACAAUACUCUGAUAAGGAUUUAUAUUUUUUUGAUCUCCUGUUCUUCAGCAUAGCUAUAAUGAAAAAUAUAAUUAUGUCCAUAAAUGACAUAACUAAACAGAAUGUACAGUUUUUUUCUUAUUGGAACUUAAUCCUUAUUGGUUGGACCUUCACCUAUCAGUUUCCAAAUGUUUCAGUUCAAUAAAAAGAAAACUUUCCGUUAAAGAGCUUGGGUUGUAGAACAGGAGAUCGAUUUCAUAUGCUGUUAAGCAGCUACAUUUUUGCAGUAAUUUCUUAUUUUCUGUUUCAGUUUGAAAGCUCAAACUUACCUGGCACUUAAUGAAGGAAGUUGGUCUGUAAUAAUUAACAACAGAUAUUGUUAACAAAAGAUAUAAUGUUCUGUAUAAUAAUACAAAAAUAUCAUGUUUAUUUCAUUAAGUUAAAUGUUUUCACAAACCUUGCCUAACAGGCACUGCCAUGUGUAAGGUGUUUUCUUUGAGUAAUUGCAAACAACUAUUAAACUUUUGUUACUGUUGGAAACUUAUUGCUGUCCAAUAGCUACAAAAUGCCCCAAUAUAAUCACAUUUGAGAGUUUUCAUAAAUGUUUACCCUAUAAUGAUCUUCUUACAUGUGAUUCCAACUGUAGUUGUAGUCACUUCUUUUGUUGUUAUGAUUAGGUUGAUUGUAGUAACAUUAUAACCAGUUGCACACUUUACACAGAGACUAAUGGUGUGCAGAAGAUUGAAUCCAGUGGUAGUUUAACAUUCAGUUGAUCAAGUCUGCAGGAUUUCACUGGAAGUUUCUGAGCAAGUUUUAAGGAGAAAGUUAAGAAAGUGAUUAUUUCAGCAGCAUUUUAAUGUGUUGACUUGUGGUGGCCCAGGCUCUUAACUUACAUGAAAAAAAGGAAAAUUCAAAUAGCAGUACAUCAUACAUCAGGAAAAUUAAGAUGCAUUUAAAAUGAUGUUGUCAACAAAAGGUGAACUGUCAGGCUUCUUCAGUGUGUGUUAGUUGUUUAGAUUGCUAUUUUCAGAGAAAAUCUUAAGUUGUUAAAUAUACUUUCCUUAAUAUAUAAUUUUUUAGCAUUGCUAAUAGAUUCCCAUAAAGUAGUGCUGAUUCUUCAGACAACAGUAUCAGACUUUAUGAGGUUAUUAAUCUGACCUAUGUAAAUUCUAAAAACAAUGAUUUGUGAAUCUGUAAUUACCUUUUUGUCUGUAGAAGGAAAUAUUUUUAGAAAGGAAAGUGGUGCUUUGGAGAACGAGUGUGUUGACCAGCCUUAACAUUCUGUGUUGGCUUAUACAAGGUACAAAAUAACUAUCAGCUAGCAUGAACAGAAGUUGUCAUAUGAUGAGAAUCAAGUAUAUACUUGUUCUUAAAAUUUUUGUUUUUCAAUUUUUAACAGUGGCAGAUACAUCUCAUGUUUUUUACAAACUUCCAGUGACAAAGCCCAUUUGCUUAUCUUUUCUGCAGUGUUGCAACAAUCCAUUAGUGUCUUGUUAUCUUUAAAUAAGCUUGGAAGUUAGUUCUACCCAUUGUGAAUAAAAUUGUGUGGCCAAGCUGAAAUGUUGCCAAAUCUAUAUAUCUAAGUGUAAGUACUCAGCCUGUUUGACUACUGUGCUGUUACUAGAAUUGUAUGUAUUGAUGUGAAAAGCGCUUGUGUUGGACAGCCACGGAAGAGCCCCACCGUGACUGUCAUACCUUGUGCUUUAUAACUGUUACGUAUUUUCAUCUUUGUAUGGUCUAGUGUAAGGUAAUAAAUAGCUUGACAUCUAUUA
Molecule: messenger RNA, 2195 nt
Organism: Limulus polyphemus (Atlantic horseshoe crab)
Lineage: Eukaryota; Metazoa; Arthropoda; Merostomata; Xiphosura; Limulidae
Product: guanine nucleotide-binding protein subunit gamma-1-like
Exons: 4
Coding region: 241-456 (71 amino acids)
Biological process (GO): G protein-coupled receptor signaling pathway
Cellular component (GO): heterotrimeric G-protein complex
Molecular function (GO): G-protein beta-subunit binding
Source: RefSeq, a predicted model, not a curated record